AUGUUGGCAAAACUCUGGCUUGGCUUGACUGCGGUGGCCUUCGCCAAACCAGUAGCACCCAUUGCCAUUGUGAUCCCCUGCAAUGCAGAAGACUUCCAUUUCCUACCUCUAGUACUAAACAGCAUUGCGAAUCAGACGGUGCUACCUCAGGAGACAAUACUGGUUGGAAAUCUACCAGAGUCGCACGCGGAUGGGACCCUUUUGCUGGAUACCGCAUCGAAGGGACUUAAUGUCCAAAACAUUUGGGCUACUGCGGACUUGCAAGAAAAGGAAGAGGAGGUCUCGUUGUUCUCUUGGAUAGUGGAUCAGGUACGUGGGACACAGUCUAUGUCUUUGGAGGAGACUGACCAGACUCUAGCUGCGAGUCACGAACCGCCCAAGUUCCAUUUCUCGGCUGAUGGGAACAAGAAGCACAGGUCCCCUCAAGACGCUCUGAGGUACAUCACGAAGGUACUUCCGGAUACAAAGGAGGCACUGUCCGUCAUUCCGCGCGUUAAGGUCUACGUGCGAGGCGGCACUCACUAUGCCGGCAGCAAUCGAGUCUAUGGCGCCGAGAAGUCGAGCAACGACAUAGAAAUAGUUUGCUUCUUCGAUGCUGAUGACUAUAUGCACCCGCAAAGAACAGAGUUCAUAUGGAGAGCAUUCAAUGACACCUCGGAAAAUAUAGAAGCAUUAAUACAUGGCUUCAAGAUGCUCAAGAUCACCGAGUGGAACAAAGAGAUGCCCAAGUUCGCGAAGACUCUAGAGUAUCCAGACUCCUGGGCAUACCCGUCCGAAAAGUACUGGAGUGUUUUGCCCGUCAAUAAGCUGCACGAAGGGCAAACAGAACCCUCAUACGGAGGAAGGCCUGGCUACGCUUGGUGGUUUUCCAAGGAUUUGGGCCUGCACUUCCCACCUGGUUCGCCAUCUGGACACAACGGUUGGCUUUCCAUCAAAAAAUCGGCUCUGGCUGAAGUGCCCUACCCUGACAUAAGGCGAGGCCAGGACAGCCUGUAUAACUGGCGACUGAUCCGUGCCCACAAGCGCUGGAAUUUUUUGCACGUUCCAUUAGGGGCAUAUCUCACGUACAGAUGA
This is a messenger RNA of Gregarina niphandrodes, 1074 nucleotides long. Its product is annotated as putative glycosyltransferase group 2 family protein. Lineage: Eukaryota; Apicomplexa; Conoidasida; Eugregarinorida; Gregarinidae. The coding region runs from base 1 to 1074 and encodes 357 amino acids. The record is from RefSeq and is a predicted model, not a curated record. The transcript has a single exon.